Anopheles maculipalpis is the source of this 1459-nucleotide messenger RNA. It is a transcript of the gene GNBP1, whose product is annotated as gram-negative bacteria-binding protein 1. Bases 5 to 1459 code for a protein of 484 amino acids. Lineage: Eukaryota; Metazoa; Arthropoda; Insecta; Diptera; Culicidae. The record is from RefSeq and is a predicted model, not a curated record. The transcript is spliced from 6 exons. Gene Ontology annotation, biological process: carbohydrate metabolic process. Gene Ontology annotation, molecular function: protein binding; carbohydrate binding; hydrolase activity, hydrolyzing O-glycosyl compounds.
UAAAAUGAAGUGGAUUUUAAUUUUGGUACUAGUUGGUCAUACGGUGGCCUAUACGAUUCCUAACGUACGUUUCGAGUACCCAACUGCGCGAGGUUUCCGUGCCAGCAUACCGGACACCCCGGGCCUACAGAUGUUUGCGUUCCACGCGCGUCUUAACAAACCGUUCGAGAAGUUCGAAGAGGGCGAUUAUGCGGAAGACGUACUAGCACCGGAUGAAAAUGGUCUCUGGCUGUACGACACCAACAAACCGGCCCUCCCAAACGGGACAAUCAUUUACUACUGGGUGUACGUCCAGUUUGCCGACCAAGGGUACUGGCUGACGGACAAGAAACAUACCGUACUCCGGUCCAAGGCGACGGUUGCUCCAAAAACGACAACUUCCACCACCACUACCACCACCACUACAACCGUGCCACCCUGUCCACAUACGCUUACCACCUAUAACGGAGGGAAAACAACAUGUGCCGGGAAGCUUAUCUUCGAGGACACAUUCGAGCAGGGUAGCUUCGCACCGAAAUGGCAGCACGAGCUACGCAUUCCACUGGACACGGAUUCGGCGGAAUUUGUGUCGUACCAAAACUUACCGGAAAACAGCUACAUCGCAGCGGGUCGUCUUGUAAUAGUGCCGACGCUUGUUAACAUGAACCCGGAUUACACCGACGAACGGAUCCGCACCGGAGAGCUCGUACUGGAAGGCUGUACCUCACCAACCAACAAUCCGUACGAAUGUCAACGGAAAGCCGCCCGCUCGACGAUACUGCCGCCUGUGGUGUCCGCUAAAUUGAACACCAAAAAUCAUUUCCGCUUCCGGUACGGGCGUGUCGAGAUACGUGCUAAGCUACCGAAGGGAGAUUGGAUUUUUCCACAACUUUUCCUCCAGCCGUACGAAAAUUACUACGGAUAUGCUGACUACGCAUCCGGGCAAAUGUGGAUCGCUCACAUCCUGUCGAACCGGAUGCUGGUUUCACGGGACGGCAAACAAAUCGAUGGCCACCGGUUGCGGGGCGGUGUACUCAUCACCAACACUGGGCCGGUACGGUCGGACUUUUUGCGCUCCAAUGUGAACGACGAUCAUUUCGGCGAUCAGUUCCACGUGUACGGGUUGAUAUGGACACCGGACCAGAUUAUGCUUACCGUCGAUGGGUUUCAGUAUGGCACGUUGCGACCGAACUUCCGGCAGCACGCGCAGCAGCAAAAUUUAACCCAGGCGAACCUGUGGAAUGCGGACGCACCACUAGCACCGUUUGAUCGUGACUUCUACAUUUCGCUUGGUGUUGGAGUUGGUGGAGUGAAGGAUUUCCCGGACCUCUCCUUAACUGGGCCGUCGAAAACACCCAAACCCUGGAACAAUACCAGCCCGAAGGCGGAAUACUUUUUCUACCAGAACCGCAACACGUGGUAUCGCACAUGGACCGAACCGGAACUUACGAUUGACUAUGUGCGUGUGUAUGCUUUGUAA